This is a messenger RNA of Coccidioides posadasii C735 delta SOWgp, 1440 nucleotides long. RefSeq lists its product as uncharacterized. NCBI's taxonomy places the organism in Eukaryota, Fungi, Ascomycota, Eurotiomycetes, Onygenales, Onygenaceae. The record is from RefSeq and is a predicted model, not a curated record. Gene Ontology annotation, biological process: lipid homeostasis; nuclear envelope organization. Gene Ontology annotation, cellular component: nuclear envelope; nuclear membrane.
CGGGACCCCUGGCGUCGGCAACUGGACAAUCAGCAGCCAGCUGCCUCGAGGGAUUCGGUUCAUUUGCGUUGCUGUCACUCCCACUCCAAAUCCCCCAUCUUCGCCAUGGAAAAACGUACCAACGAGUCCCCGAUGGACUUCGAAUGGCAAACGAAGGCCCCCGGAGAUGUGACGUCCCCUUUCUACCAACUAGCGAUGGAGCAUGAGAAGAGUGGAAAUAAGCGCCCAUUCAGUGUCUUCAAUUCCCCAACGAAAACCUUUACGGAGCCGAAUCAGCGCUUUGAAUUCUCGCAACCGCUAGACACAACACCCGCUUUUCAUCCCAACCCAGCCUUCGCGACACCACGAAAAUUAGAUUUCGACUUUUCAUCCGGGCCAGAAAACUCGCCUGAUACCCACGUAGACAACGAUGAAACUCCAGAGCCGCCGUCAAAAUCUGACCGAAGGAAUUCGUUGUUUAACUUCUACGGUAGAUUCGCCCCGAGCCCAGGUCGUGGCGAGAUUCCCCGUAUAGAUAGGUUUGCAAAUGUGGCGAUCCGGAGAGUUCAGAAACGAAGGAAACGAGAGAGAGAGGUAGAAAGACACUUGCGCAAAGUCAGUGAGGCGGACUCUGUCUCGACAGCCCGUGAGAGGCAUACCAGACGCGAUAAACCGCCAAGAGAAGGAAUACAAAUGCAUCAAGACAUACCCUUUUUUUCCCGGCUCUUUACAUUUCUCGAAUCUCACCCACAUAUUCCCCGCAUUCUGUCGUACUAUGUUCAGUUCACGUUUAAUCUUGUCCUUGCCUUCCUCGCUCUCUAUGUUAUUGUCGCCUUCCUACUUGCGAUCAAACACGAUAUGGAUCGCACAAGAGAGGGGGUGUCCGCCGAUAUUUUGGCUGAAAUGGCCACCUGCACCAAGAACUACGUUGAAAACAGGUGUAGCGGAGAAGAUGGGAGAAGAUUACCGGCUCUGGAGGCUGUCUGCAAUAACUGGGAACGGUGCAUGAACCAGGACCCAGCCAAGGUUGGGAAAGCAAAGGUCUCAGCUCAAACAUUGGCGGAAGUUCUCAAUGGGUUUAUCGAGCCUAUUAGCUUUAAAACCAUGAUAUUCUUUAUCGCUUCGAUUACAUCCUGCGUUGCGGUCUCAAACUUGACAUUCUCCUUCUUUCGAAAUAAAUCAAAUAAUCCUCCCGAAUCGAUGCCCUCGCGCAGACCAUUUACUCCACCUAGUAUGUACCCUAGCUCGUCGCAGGUUGCUUUUACCUCUGGGCACAGUGGAUUUGGAAUGGGAGCCCCGGGUUAUGCGCCAUACUCGGUGCAAGGUAUAAUUCCGCCUUUCGACAUGAGCCCAGUGAAGUGUACCGAUACCGAUGAGCAUCAACGGCAGAUCGAUUUUGGGCAGUUUACACGCCGGGUACAAACGCCCAGUCCAUCCAAGCGGGAAUCUAAGUUUGCUUAG